UUUUCUUUUUUUUUUUGGUUGUUGUGCUAAUGAACAUAAAUAUGCAUGUAUUAUUUAUAUAUUUAUACCCUUUUAAAUUUUGUUUAUACAUCUGUAUAAUUAAAAAAUCAAAGUUAUGUAACUCAUGUACCAUUGUGAAUGGUUUGAGCGAAUAAAAAUGAAAUGAAAAGGAUACCCAGAAACCGCAAUUUCAAAGACACCAAUUUUUUUUUCUAGGCCCACGUUAAAGCGUGGACUUUCAGUCUGCGGAACCCCUGUUUUUUACCUGUACUGUAUAUUAUGAUCGGUGAUAUUCUGUCUGCGUGUAGGAAUGUUUGAAUAGCGUAUCGCUGUGGACAUUAGAUUGUAUUUUUAGUGAUAUUUUGGUCGUUUUUCAAUUAACAUACUCAACUGACCGACGGUAGAAACGUCAAUUUUACAGAAAUUAUGCAUUUUUAACGUGUAAUACGUAAACAGUUUACGAACUAUUUGCUGCUAGCGCUGAAAAUUACAUCUUUUUGUAAAGAAGUGCUAAGGUCCACACCACUUUGAGCCGAGUGACUGCAUAGAGGAGUUGAUAAAAUGGCGGCCUUCUCAUGCGACAGUACAUAUAAUUAUGUUCAUGUAUUUAUAUGUUGCUAAGUAAAUCCUUGCGCGCCGCAAGUGAUUUCUAUUUAUCGGUGUUUGUUUAUUUUUUUUUUUUAUCUUUAUUCUUUAUAAACUAAGAUCUCUACAGUGUAAUAUUUUUUUUUUUUUAUUUUUUUUUUACAUCAAAUUAUAAGGACUAAAGCGAAUUUUGACCUAUGGUGUACGAUUUUAUCUAACUUGAUGUAAGUUACGCCUAAUAUGAUCCGCUUCAUGUAUUACAAAGCGUAAACUGCACCAAGUUGAGGUUAUAUCGUAUAACAUUACGUAAAUAAAUGUGCUGACACAGGAAAUGCAGUGUUUAAUACAGAGUAUAUUUCACACGCGGAAGAAUGAAAUGUUGCUAAUUUUAUACCUGAUCAUGAAAUGUCACAUUAGUGUUGAAGAUAGAAGCACUGAGAGAUUCACGCACACUUUAUUAAAUAACAAGAAUGCCGAUCAUCAGGCAUCCUCAUAUCUCAAGUGAUCAGCGAGUCUUCCCACGGAGUCUAUUUCUGUUCUGUAUCUUUGGAAAUUAAUCAAAUUGAUGAACUCGGAGGCUGUUUAAGUCAUGGCGGAGUGCGACUUUCCUCCCAUACCUGUAGACGGCCGUUUAUACUGCAAUGCAACAUAUGAUGGUGUACAGUGCUGGAACCAUACUUUAGCCGGAACAACGGCUAUUGGCGCAUGCCCAGAAGGUCACCCAGCGUCUGCUUUCUUUGACAAUCCGACAGGGUUCUCAUUCAGGAAGUGUGAGAUAAAUGGUCUCUGGUGGAACAACAACAACAAUGGAACGCAUGAGUUUGCCAAGACUAAUUAUCUCCCUUGUCUUACAACAGACGCCCUAGGAACUCUGAGAAAAGAUAAUUCUGUAACGGGUGUUCAUGACCUCAAUUUUGAAAGGAUUAAGCUGAUUCUGCACGUGUAUAUUAGCGGUUAUGCGGUCUCUGUUUUCCUGCUUGUUGUCGCCCUGAUUAUAUUUGGCAUCUUCAAACAACUACACUGCAGUCGUGUGACAAUUCAUUCCAAUCUGUUCCUCUCCUACAUCCUGAGUAACUCUUGCUGGAUUGUCUUCUACGCGGAGAUGUCCCUUAGCAACUUCCAGUACGACGAUAGACCGACAUGGUGUUAUGUGUUGCAUGGGUUCACGCAGUAUACCACUCUGUGUAACUACGCAUGGAUGCUCUCCGAAGGCAUAUUUCUACACUUUUGUUUAGUCCACGUGUUCUCGGACAGGAAGCGACUGGUCAUCUGCUGUUGCAUUGUGGGAUGGGUAUUUCCCGCCAUCGUCAUUUGCAUAUACUGCACCAUUCGCAUCAUAACUGGAGAAGGAGAGAACGAAAGAUGCUGGACAGAAAAGACAUGGACGUUUUGGAUUAUAUUGAUUCCCGUUAUUUUAUCACUAUUGAUCAAUUUGAUUUUUCUUAUCAAUAUAUUGAGAAUACUAUUAUCCAAACUACGAUCGGUCACACGAAGAGACAACGACCAGUACAAAAAAACAGGUCGAGCCAUUCUCAUCCUGGUUCCGCUGCUGGGGUUGCACUAUAUACUGAUGCCGUUAAACAACGACUCCUUUACCUACAAAAUCACAGUCGCCAUCUUGACAUCGUAUCAGGGUGCUGCUGUCGCUGUGUUGUUUUGUUUUCUGAACGGACAGGUCUCACAGCUAAUCAGAAGAAAGCUGGGAUUGAGUAACCGGUGUGCUGGUUCACCCCGCUCUACGGAGAGAACUUUCUUUAGAUCAAGUAUUCAGCGGAGUAGUCUCUCCAGAAAGGAGGAAUUUGCUCUAACUGACAAUGCGGGACCUAAUUGCGAGUUCCUACCCCACUCUCCAGACAAAAGUGAUAACUGAACCCAGUGUAAAAAGAAUGUGGUUAUACAUUGUAAUUUGACAGCACAUAAACUGAAACUCAUUCGAAUUAUUUGUUUAUAUAUAUAUGUGGUUGUGUGCUCACGUGAGAAGCUUCUCGAUUUACUGUGGUUUAUAGACAGUUACCACAUGAGAAGCUCCUCGAUGAAUCGGAUUUACUGUGGUUCAUAGACAGUUACCACGUGAGAAGCUCCUCGAUAAAUCGGAUUUACUGUGAUUCAUAGACAGUGUACAUGUACCACGUGAGAAGCUCCUCGAUAAAUCGGAUUUACUGUGGUUCAUAGACAGUGUACCACGUGAGAAUCUCCUGGAUAAAUCGGAUUUAAAGUGGUUCAUAAACAGUUACCACGUGAGACGCUCCUCGAUAAAUCGGAUUUAAUGUGGUUUAUAGACAGUUACUACAGUUUACAUGUGCGUGGUAACUUGUGUAUCUGAAAGUGUUAUCAAUUUCGCAAUAGUUACUUUUUACCAAUGUUUUAUCGCUAAUAAUCCCAUGCUGUUUGAAUGUAUUUAUUUUCCGAUAUAAAGAUAUUGACACUUCGACUUGACAUAAAGAUCUGUAUAUACACAUGUAUUACAAAAUUUAAAUAUAAGGAAUAGUUUAAUUGUUUGUGAUAUAUAGCGUUAUAUAGACAAUGGGACAAUGUCUGCAUAAUUGCAAGAUAAUUCUUCAGAGAAAUUCCUUCAAAAUGGAAAAAAAAAAAUAUGCCAGUAUGUGACAUCUUUCUUGCGACAUGCAACUUCAAAAUAAGUCAAUGUACAAUAACUCAUUUAUGUCAACGUGCAAGACAUAUAUUAUUUAUUCGGCUGAUCUGUGACUUUUUUAAGUUGACAUGCAAUUUAUUUAUUUUGAAACGUAAGUUAAUGUCAACAUGCAAUUUCUAACUUGAAUACAUGUUCCAUUAAGAAAUCACAUCUUAGUUAAACAUAAGUUACAGAUAAAGGAUCGGGCUAAAAUAGGCUAUGCCUGCUGUCCGAUCAAAUUCACUUAUCUGUGAAGAAAAUUAAAUAAGUUGUAUAUCGACACAAAUAAGGUGAAUGUCAACAUAAACAAGUUGCCUGAAUACAUGAAUAUUUGCGUGCCGACAUAGUAACUGGCGUGUCAUCUUCGCAAGCCAAACGUUUUCGGUCCGCUUAAUUCGCUCCAAGAAGCGGACCGAAAACGUUUGGCUUUCGAAGAUGCUGGCGUGUUCAUACGAGUCGUGUCAACAUCAUUAAGAUUCACGUACAUGUAAAUACAUUAAGAUUUCUCAAUCUUCCUGUUUUUAUGAAGUUUGCAACACAAGAUAUAUAUGGUUUUUUCCUUCUUCUUUUUUUUUCCUUUCUUCCCCCCCCCCCCCCCCCCCAAUGUAAAUAAUAAAUAUGUUUUAAGUAACCGUUUCAAGAGUGUUAUUUUAUUCCAUUAUUUAUUCAGAUUUCUGCUCCAUUUGUGCUUUUGAUAAUGUCAGACAUUCAAAUAUGACAGAAGGAAGAUAGGAAACAAUGACGGAUAUACAGCUACACGUGUAGCACAAAAUGGUGCGCAUACUCCACAAGGUAUACACUCGUGAAACAAAUAAUAAUGAUACGGGAACAAAUUACUUCUUGCUAGACACGUAUGUAAAUGGAGUGCAGGUCAAGUGGCGGCAUCUAACGAGAAGGUCAUCCUUAUCGAUACCCAUGCCCAGUUUUAAAACGCGCCUAGAUGGCCGAGUGGUUUGGCGCGUUGGACGUUUUGGGUUCCACAGGUCGAAAGUUUAAACUCGGGCUGGGAUAAAAGUGGGUAUAUCUACACGUAUAUAUAUAGUGAAUUUAUCCCAGCUUUACACGCGCAUUUUUUUCACGAAAUUUUGAUAAACCAAAACCUAAUUUGAUAGUGUUGGAGUAAAUCUAAAUCGUCAGGAAAUCCUUGACCUUUGAGAAGUACCUCUAGAGAUGUGACAGGUUAUAACUAUAUGGUAUUGGAUCGGAGAUCUAAAUGAACGCGUAUCCUAUCCUCAGUAUGAUACCGUGAUAUAGUUGUUUAACUUGUUAGUUGUAUUUUGUCAUUCUGGAACGAUUCAAUUCUGGCAUAAUCAAAAAAGUGUCUUAAGUUCACAAGUUUAAUUAAUUAUUCUUUGUUACUUUUUGCGACUUUUACCCUGAUUAUACUAAUACAUGGAAAUGUACUAUUAAAUACACAACAGAAAACUAAGGGGCUAUGAAGACCAUACUAUGACACUAUCAUGAUGAUUAUCGUACUGAGAGGCAGCCUGCGAUACUUAGGCCCAGGCACCUCCGUUAAUUUAAACUUCUGUCAGGUCCACGAUUCGACACCCAUCCCACCUCUGGUGUGUCCAGGGGUCAGUGUUUGCCCCAUUCUUAAUUCUGUAUUCUUUGUUGGACUUAUGAAAUUGAUCACUGUUCGUUAUCUUCCAAUUUCGUUUACAAUAAAUAUGAAUACAACACAUUCUAUCCCGUUUUGUUUAUUGCCAGUAAUAAUAAAGAAUUAAUUAAAAUAUCAAAAAUAAAGACGGGUGAUAUUAACAUACAUGUAAGAUUGUCUUCACUAGUACCUCCACUGGGUGAAAUUUAUUUCUAAAUGUCCAUUUUAGUUCAUUUUCCUUUUGCUAAAAAAAAAAAAAAAAAAGGAAAGGGAAAAAAAACCCACCAUAUUUUCAAAUGUAAUAAUUCGUAUUUUGAACAGGAAAAAAGCAUUAGAACUUCUUAGAUUCUAAAUUCUACUGGGCUUCUCGGAUCAAAAAUGCCCGUCAUGUAUCAGGACAAUACAUAAACUUAAGAUUUUGAGACUGAACCAUCUUUAGUCCAUCAUAACAUAUAACAAUGUAAUAUCAUUAACUCACUCCAGUUGUACUCAAUCACUGUUCCGGCAUACAUGUACAAAGAAUGUCAAUCUCUUCCACCCCUCCUCAGCCAUAUUCUCCAACAAUAACACUAAGAACACUUGAUACAAACAAACAAAACUCGAUGCAUGGGUUGAUAUAUAUGUAUUACUUUGUAUAUUCUGACUGCAAUUUGUACAAAUAUCAAAUUCCUAAACUUUAAGGAAUUGGUGUAAAUUUCCUGUGAUGUUCAAAAGUUGUGACAUGCAUCUUUUUCCCUUACCCACUGUAUAUUUGAUAAUUGAGAAAUGGAAGGCAAAACUAAGGUUCCAUUUGGUGAAAUGUAUUUAUUUGACUUCUAUGAACAUAACUUCAGUGUCCAGUUUUAUCAUUUUUAAUAAGUGUUUGUUUGUAUUAAGUGUCGCUAAAUAACUCAACAUUUACGCUGGAAAAAUGAAAUAAAUUAAUAUAUUAACAUUGCCUGAAAAUUCAACAAACAGGAGCUUAGUUGCAGCUUUAUCUAGAUUAUCCAAAUAAUAUUCCAUAUUGCAAUAGUACCAAACUAUAUCACAUAAAAUUACAUUUUGGAAAUAAACAUGGGAAAAAGUGAGAUGUAUCUUGUUUGUGCAAUACUUAUUUCAAAUUCAUGAAAAAGGAUUGCCAAUGGACAAUGACUUGGAAAUCUGCAAGCGCUUCAUCCAAAUUACAUUUUGCUUUGGCAAGAAAAAAAAUAGCAUUAUACAGCAAGCCAUUUUCUAAUAAACAAAAUAGAGGUAUACUUUGGAAUAACAUUUGAGCAAAUUCUUUUUCACAUUAAUCAAAAAAGAUAUAUCCUUCCAUAUAACCACAAAACCUAAUUAAAGCUAUAACCAGUUUCUUUCACCUGGUACUAAUGUACACUAAGCAGACAAGAAUAAUCGUCACUGCUUCUAGAUGGGACACGCUACAUAUUAACCCACAGCCAGAUACAGUACCCAUCUACAGAUUAACAACAACAUCCCCCCAUCCCCCCCCCCCCCCCAACCUGUACUAAUCUACAGAUUAACCCCCAGC
Molecule: messenger RNA, 6327 nt
Organism: Ostrea edulis (European flat oyster)
Lineage: Eukaryota; Metazoa; Mollusca; Bivalvia; Ostreida; Ostreidae
Product: calcitonin gene-related peptide type 1 receptor-like
Exons: 15
Coding region: 1175-2455 (426 amino acids)
Biological process (GO): adenylate cyclase-modulating G protein-coupled receptor signaling pathway; cell surface receptor signaling pathway
Cellular component (GO): plasma membrane
Molecular function (GO): G protein-coupled peptide receptor activity
Source: RefSeq, a predicted model, not a curated record